This is a messenger RNA of Aspergillus clavatus NRRL 1, 4530 nucleotides long. Its product is annotated as LEA domain protein. The coding region runs from base 1 to 4530 and encodes 1509 amino acids. NCBI's taxonomy places the organism in Eukaryota, Fungi, Ascomycota, Eurotiomycetes, Eurotiales, Aspergillaceae. The record is from RefSeq and is a predicted model, not a curated record. The transcript is spliced from 2 exons.
AUGGCCUCUUCCAGCCUUCAGAAUCCCACCCCCGCGCAGCGCACCCCCGGCAAGUCCCGCAAGGGCUCCGGCUCCAGUGCCGUCUCGAAACCCGACCUCGCCAGCCCCAAGGCCAAGAAGACCCCACGCAAGCUCCACGCCAAGGAACCCAAGUCCAAGCCCAUCGAUGACCCCGAGCCAGACACCACCGAGCAGGAACAGGAGCAGGAGCAGCCGUCCACCCCCUCGCCCAAGCCGAAGAAGAAGAAGAGGGAGCCCAGACCCGAGCCCGAGCAGCGCGACGCGCCGUCCCCGGCCCCUACUCCCCAGGACGACGAGGGAGAAGUCGACACUCCGGCCCCGGAGACCCCCAAGCCAAAGAUGAAGAAGAAGAAGAAGAGAUCCGAGCAGCGCGAGGCUCCUUCUCCUGCUCCUGCACCUGAGCCUGCGCCUCAAGACGAUGACGAUGGCGACGACGACGGCCAGGACCAGGACCAGGAACAGGCCGAGGCAUCUGCCCCCGAGACUCCCAAGCCAGAGGAGAAGAAGAACAAGAAGCAGGCCAAGUCCGUCUCCGAGCAGCGCGAGGCGUCGCCUGCACCUACUCCUGCGCCCGAAGACGACGAUGACCAGGAUGAUGACGAAGACGAGCAAUUCGACGACGCGCCUGCCCCCGAGACGCCUGACCCGAGCAGGAAGAAGGCCAAGUCCGUUCCGGAGCAGCGGGGCAUCGACUCCCCCGCCCCGGACGACGCCCAGUCCCUCGCAUCCGGAUCUGCAAGCGGCAGUGCUGGCGGCAGCAGCAAGGCGUCCGGCCUGACCGGCCAAGCCAAGAGCCUCGGUGGCAAGGCCAAGGAUACCGCCGAAGACGCCAGCGAGAAGGCCAAAGACAGUGUCCCCGCGGCUUUGGACUUGUCGGCUCUGAAGGGUCUCGAGGUCGGUGAAGGCGGCCAGGUUUUUGGCCAGGAUGGCAACCCGCUCGGUCACGUCGUGGAAGGCGAUCCAGAGGACCUCGAGGGUCUAGAGAUCGGCGACGACGGCGAGAUCCUCGAUGAAGACGGUGAUCUCGUUGGCCGCGUCGAGCUUCUACCUGAAGCGGCACAGAAUGCCGCUGAUGAUGCCACUGAUGCUCCCGAGCAGGCCAAAGACAUGGCUGGCGAAACCGCUGAACAAGCCAAGGAUAAGGCCGGCGAGACUGCCGACCAAGUCAAAGACACGGCCGGUGACACCGCCGAGCAGGCCCAGCACGCCGUGACCGAUUUGGCAGACCUGGACGGCCUGUCCGUCUCCGAUGGCGGCGUCAUCAAGAACAAAGCCGGCCAGGCCGUGGCCAAGGUCUCCGAGGGCGAUCCCGAGGACCUGGUUGGCUACACCGUCAACGACGAGGGCGAGAUCGUCGAUGAAGACGGCGAUCUCAUCGGUCGUGUGGAACUGCUGCCCCAGGAAGCCCAGGAGGCCGCCCAGAAGGCGGGUGAUGUGCCUGAGGAGGCUUCCAAGGCGGUAGACCAGGCCAAGGACGCCGCAGACGAUACUGCGAGUCAUGCCAAGGAUACUUCCGAGGACACGGCUGAUCAGGCCAAGAAGACCGUGAAGGACCUCGCGGACCUUGAGGGUCUGCCUGUCUCCGAAGGAGGCGUCAUCAAGGAUAAGUCCGGCGAGGUGGUCGGCAAGAUCGCCGAGGGAGACCCCGAGGACCUUGUUGGCUAUACGCUGAAUGACGAGGGCGAGGUCCUUGACGAGGACGGCGAUGCAAUUGGUCGUGCCGAGAUCGUCUCCCAGAAGGCGGACGAUGUGACCGAGAAUGCCAGCGAGGCUGCCGACACGGCCAAGGAUACUGCCGAGGAUGCCGUCGACCAGGCUAAGAAAUCCGCGAAGGACCUCGCUGACCUCGACGGCCUGCCUGUCUCCGAAGGAGGCGUCAUCAAGGACAAAUCCGGCGAGGUGGUCGGCAAGAUCGCUGAGGGAGACCCCGAGGACCUUGUUGGCUACACUUUGAACAACGAGGGCGAGGUCCUUGACGAGGACGGCGAUGCCAUCGGCCGUGCCGAGAUUGUUUCUCAGCAGGCCGACAGCGCCACCGACAAGGCCACCGACAAAACUGAUGAGGGUGAAGAUGCCAAAGUCGACGAGGCCGAUAAGCUCGCUCCCGAAGACGAGCAAACCCAAAAGGACAUUGCCAAGCAGGCCAUUGAGAGUGUGCAGCAGCAGCAGCAGCCGGAGGACAUUGACGACAAGACUGAAACUGCCGUCGACGACGCAACUGAGAAAGCAGACGACGACGGCUCCGACGUAGAAGACGCCAAGGACGACGCUGUUCCCAAGCCAGAGGAUGCCGCCACGGAGGCUGCAGAGAAGGCAGCCGACGACUCCAAAGCCGACGAGGCUGAGGAAGAAGAGGAAGAAGCCGAGCAACUGCCUCCCCUGUCCACGCUAGAAGGCCUGAAGUGCACCAAGGCCGGCAAGAUCAUCAGCCCGACCUCCGGCAAGCCGAUUGGCGAGCUGAUCGAGGGCGACGCGAAGAAGAUCGCCAAGCUGGGCGCGCAGCUGGACGACAAGGGCCAGUUCUGGGACAACCGGGGCAAGAUCCUCGGCAAGGCGCAGACGCUGCCGGUGCAGGACUACGACGAGGAGCCGCCGUUUGCCGGGCUUGAGGGCCUGCACGUCGUCGAGGACGGGUGGGUCGAGGACGAGAACGGCAAGCGGGUGGGCAAGAUCGUCGAAGGCGACGCGAAGAAGAUCCUUGGGCGCGCCGUGGACGAGGACGGUGACGUGACGGACAAGCACGGCAACGUGAUCGCGCGCGCCGAGUACUACGAGGCGCCGGAUGAGCCGGAGGCCGAGGCGACGGACCUCUCGCAGCUGAACGGCCUGAAGCCAAACAAGCUGGGGUUCGUGAUCGGGUCGAGCGGCGUGCCGAUCGCGCGGGUCGUCGAGGGCAACGUGAAGGAGCUGGCGGGCAAGGAGAUCGAGGACGGGCAGAUCUGGGACGGGCGCAAGGCGAUCGGGCGCGUGGAGCUGAUCCCGGAGGAGGAGCGCGAGAAGAAGCCCGAGGGCCCGUUUGCGGGGCUGGACAACCUGGUCGUGAACAAGGACGGGUUCGUCGAGGACGACGACGGCAACGUCGUCGGGCAGGUGACGGAGGGCGAUGCGAAGAAGCUGCGCGGGCGGGCCGUCGACGAGGACGGCGACAUCAUCGACAAGUUUGGCAACGUCAAGGGCCACGCGGAGCCGUACGAGCAGCCGGAGGAAGAGGAGGCGGCGAAGCCCGACCUGUCGAUCCUGGAGGGUAAGACGGUCAACAAGGCCGGCAACGUGGUGGACGCGCAGGGCAACGUGUUUGGGCGCAUCACGUCCGGCGACAAGCGGCUCGCGGGCCGCAAGGUCGACGGACAGGGCCAGAUCUGGGGUGACGACGGCAAGGUGAUCGGGCGGGCGGAGCUGGUGCCCGGCGCCGAGCAGGAGAAGCCCGAGGGCGCGUUCUUCGGCUUCGACCACGCCGAGGUCGGCAAGGACGGGGUCGUGGUCGACGGCGGCCGCAUCAUCGGCCGGGUGGUCGAGGGCGACGCGAGGAAACUGCAGGGCCGCAAGGUCGACGAGGACGGCGACAUCCUCGACAAGAACGGCAACACGAUCGGCCGCGCAGAGCGCUGGGAGCCCGAGGAGAAGAAGCGCAGCGUCAACCCCAUGUCCGGCCGCAAGGUCAACCGCCAGGGCGAGGUGCGCGACGCCGACGGCAACCUCAUCGGCAAGCUGACCUCGGGCAACCUGGGCACGCUGGUCGGCAAGGAGAUCGACGACAACGGCUACGUGGUCGACAACGACGGCAACAAGCUGGGCGAGUGCACCUUGCUCGAGAACCUGCCCGAAGAGAAGGAGGAGGAAGAGCCCGCGACGGGUCCCACGCCGGAGGAAGAAGAAGCCCAGAAGAAGGCCGACCAGGACCGAGAGCUGGCCAAGAAGAUGACCAGCAUCAUCUCGCAGACGCUGGACCGCCUGCACCCGACCUGCAAACGCAUCGCAGAGCUCAUCGAACGCGCCGAGCGCACGCCCAAAGACGAACUCGACGAAGAAAAGCUCGUCAAGGACGUGAAGCCCCUCAUCGAAGAAGGCGGGCAAGUCCUGCAAGAAUGCAACGGGGCGAUCCGCGCGCUCGACCCGGACGGCAAGAUCGCCGCGACGGCGAAGGCGCGCGCCGCCGCGCACGAGGCCACGCCCGAGGAGUACGCUCUGGCCGACAAGCUCAAGGAGCUGACGGACCUGGUGAUGAACACGAUCGAGAACGGCCGCAAGAAGAUCGCCGAUAUGCCGCACGCCAAGAAGAAGAUCAACCCGCUGUGGGCGUUGCUCAGCGAGCCGCUGUUCCAGAUCAUUGCGGCCGUGGGCCUGCUGCUGAGCGGCGUGCUGGGGCUUGUGGGCCGUCUGCUUGACACCCUCGGUCUGGGUCCGCUGGUGCAUGGCCUGCUGGGUGGACUGGGCCUGGAUAAGAUCCUGGGAGGGCUGGGGUUGAAUUCUGUGACGGACGCGUUGGGACUGACGGGGAAGAAGAACUAG